Molecule: messenger RNA, 2007 nt
Organism: Nylanderia fulva
Lineage: Eukaryota; Metazoa; Arthropoda; Insecta; Hymenoptera; Formicidae
Source: RefSeq, a predicted model, not a curated record
AUGAAGGGAGAUACCGCCGAGGAGCUGAGCCGCAUCCACAACGCUGUCACCGCCGCCAUCAAUGCACAGGAGAGUAUUGGACGUCCUAUCAACACGCACGGGAUGGACCUGUUCAAUCACCUGGUCAUCGAAUUGUUCGACGCACGCACUCGUCUCGAAUGGGAGUCAGCCACGUCAGACUCCACCGAACCACCACAGAACGAGGCACUUCUCGACUUCAUUAGUCGACGGGUAUUGACCCUCAACGCCGCACGACCGAGGAGUGUCACAAAGGGAACUGGAGAGGCAUCACGAUUCGCCAAAGCGCACGUCACCAGACAUCAAGGCACAGAUUCGCCUCAGUGUGCACUGUGUCGUGAAAAACAUACACUGAUGACCUGCAAGGAGUUCAAGGCCAAGACCGCGGUCGAACGGAAAACAUUCGUGGAGAUCAACCGACUGUGCUUCAACUGCCUGGGCAAUCACUUCUUGUCACGGUGUCAAUCGAAAAAGAAUUGCCUCACUUGCAACGCACGACACCACACCAUGCUGCACGGGGCAUCCACGUCACCACCGUCCGCUGAGGCCACUUCACUUGCCACCACACUGGCCACCUCACGGCAGUUUGAGAGUCACAAGGCCGUCCUUCUUGCAACUGCUUGCGUCAAGGUCGCGGACCGCUACGGAUCACCACACGAGGUUAGAGUCUUGAUCGACCAGUGCUCCGAGGUGUCCAUCAUCUCUGAAGCACUGGCUCAACGUCUUCGCCUUCCUCGAGCUUCGACGGAUCUGUCCAUCUUUGGCAUCGGAGGGACUCGCUCUGGAUCGGCUCGUGGCAAGGUCACCCUGGACAUCACAUCCGACGUGACCAACGCCGAGCUUCGCGUGGUCUCUUUUGUGCUGCCUCGCAUCUCACUACAACAAGGCACCGCCCAACGCGAGAAUUGCAGCUGGCCUCACAUCCAAGGACUCCGACUGGCCGACCCGCGAUACCUGGAUGACGACCCUGCGGAGCUACUUCUUGGUGCAGAGUGCACCGCCGACAACGACCUCGCUGACCUGGUGCAACGAUUCUGGGAGCAGGAACGCGAGCCAGCAGCUGGGAUCGUGCUCACCGCCGACGAAGCCAGAUGCGAGGACAUCUAUGUGCGCACAGUCACACGCACGUCCAGUAGAAGAUACGUGGUGAGGCUGCCAUUUGCCUCACCGCCGACAUCACUCAGCGAGACUCGUCGACCUGCAGAGCGCCUCCUGGAAGCAAUGGAGCGGAAGGAAGCCCGUGAUGCUCGGUUCGGUGAUCUCUAUCGAGACUUCAUGGACGAAUACGAAGACCUGCAACACAUGGAGAAGGAUUGUCGCCUGCAAACCAUCCUGUGGCGCCACAACGGCUCAGACAACAUCCGCGAGUACGAGUUGAAGACCGUGACCUACGGACUGGCGUGCGCACCCUUCCUCGCCAUCAGGACUCUUCACCAACUUGCUGCAGACGAAGAGGCACGAUAUCCACGCGGAGUCAGGGCGCUGCGACACGACUGUUACGUCGACGUGGUCACCGGUGCUGACAGCCUAGCGGAUGCUAUCGAACUCCAACAGGAACUACAGAGUCUCUGCAUGGUGCUCACCGGAAUUCCACCGGAACAUCGGCUUCAACGCGGACCGCGCUCGUGGGAAGGAGAGAGCCACGCCACCCUGGGUCUUCGAUGGCAUCCUCAAGGGGAUUGGUUCUCCUUCACCAUACGUCCACGUUCAAUCACCGACCUCACGAAGAGACGAGUCUUGGCCGAGACAGCUCGACUAUUCGAUCCGAUGGGCUGGCUAGUGCCUGUCGUCAUCCGAGCCAAAAUUCUGAUCCAGUCUACGUGGCUUCAACGGCUGGAUUGGGACUCUCCGCUGCCUGAUCAGGACGCACACCGCUGGAAACAACUGUUGAAUCAACUUCCGUUGCUGGAUCACAUCCGUGUGGAUCGUUGGCUCAGCACCGGAGAUGACCAGUCGCAAUUGCAGCUCCAUGGAGAAAACAUCAAUUAA